Labrus mixtus (cuckoo wrasse) is the source of this 1652-nucleotide messenger RNA. RefSeq names its product adenosine deaminase (gene ada). Gene Ontology annotation, biological process: T cell activation; purine ribonucleoside monophosphate biosynthetic process; adenosine catabolic process. The transcript is spliced from 11 exons. The record is from RefSeq and is a predicted model, not a curated record. Gene Ontology annotation, cellular component: cytosol; external side of plasma membrane. Gene Ontology annotation, molecular function: adenosine deaminase activity. The coding region runs from base 16 to 1221 and encodes 401 amino acids. Lineage: Eukaryota; Metazoa; Chordata; Actinopteri; Labriformes; Labridae.
CCACGUCUAUUCAGGAUGUUUCAUAAUUUGCCUUUGAAGACAAACAAGUCGACCUACGGACCUAACUUGAAGUUGAGGCAGGCUCGGGUCGACACCAGAGGACCAUUCAGCACAGGCAAACAGAUCCUAAAGGAGCAGGGUCAGACUGAGACUGAUUUCAGACGCACAGCUAAGGUUGAGCUGCAUGUGCAUCUCGAUGGAGCCAUCAGAGUUCCGACUAUUCUUGAUGUUGCAAAGAGGCGUGGCAUCCGUCUUCCAGCAGACACCGUGGAGGAAAUGACAAAGCGUAUCAUUGUGGAGGAGCCGGGCACCCUCACAAGCUUCUUGGGGAAGUUCGCCGAGUACAUGCAUGUGAUUGCAGGAGACAGGGAGGCCAUAAAGAGGAUAGCCUAUGAGUUCGUUGAGGACAAAGCUAAGGAGGGAGUGAUUUACGUGGAGGUGCGAUACAGCCCGCACUUCCUGGCUAACUGUAAAGUGGAUCCACUACCAUGGGACCAGAAAGAAGGUGACGUGAGUCCAGACGAUGUGGUGCACCUGGUCAACGAGGGCCUCGGCGAGGGCGAGAGGGCCUUCGAUAUCAAAGCCAGGUCCAUUCUAUGCUGCAUGCGCCACAUGCCAAACUGGUCCAUGGAGGUGGUGGAGCUGUGUAAGAAAUAUCGCCAUGAAGGAGUGGUCGCCAUCGACCUGGCAGGUGACGAAUCGCUCAACUGUGAAACCAACUCAGGACACAAGCAAGCCUACGAGGAAGCGGUGCGCUCUGGCGUCCACAGGACUGUGCACGCAGGAGAGGUGGGCCCGCCGUCUGUGGUGAAGGAGGCUGUGGAAGUUCUGAAAGCUGAACGGGUUGGACACGGCUACAGAACCCUGGAAGACCCGGCACUGUACCGAAAACUUCUGGAUCAGAAAAUGCACUUUGAGGUGUGUCCUAUUUCCAGUAAGCUGACCGGCGCCUGCAACCCAGACUUCACCAAGCAUCCUGUCAUAACGUUCAGGAAGGACAAAGCUAACUACUCCCUCAAUACGGACGACCCUCUGAUCUUCAACUCCACCCUGCACCUCGACUACAGCACUGCGCGCGAACACAUGGGAUUCACUGAGGAGGAAUUCAAACGACUGAACAUCUGCUCUGCAGAGUCGUGCUUCCUGCCCAAACAUGAGAAAGAAAAGCUCCUGCACAGACUGUACGAGGCUUAUGGGAUUAUUCAAAGCACUGCCUUUUAAACACAACAAAGAGGAUGAUGACCUCUAACCCAGGGACAAAAGCUCUAAGCUACAAACACCUCAACACCUGACCCCAUGGAAUGUAUUUUUAAAUUUUUUACUGAAAUGCAGAGGUGUCAAAAGUAUUGACAUUCAUUACUCAGGUAGAAGUAUAAAUACUAGGGUUUAAAAAUACUUCUGUAGAAGUUGAAGUAUCAACUCAAGCUUAAAAGUGUAAAAGUACUGUUUUCAAAACUAAUUCAAGUAUAAAAGUAAAAGUAAUGUAAGGGAAAAAAAAUACUCUUAUAUAUUUUCUAAAGGACAUAAUGACUAUAAUGUUAUAUUAAAAUGUUAAUGUUGAAAAAAUUGGGAUGCACCUGUUUCAGCCACAUUUAUGCCCAUUGAAAAUGAACCAGUACAAUGCAAAUACAUUAAAGAACCAUAUAUGUGUA